AUGCGCUCUAUUCUCGCCUUAGCUGGAAGUGCUUUAGCAUACUUCUGUACUGUCGGCUUCUUGAACGCAUAUGGUGUCUUUCAGCAGUACUACACUGCACACUACUUGCCGACAUACUCAAACUUUCAAAUCUCAUGGAUUGGGUCUUUCUCGACUUUUAUGCUCUUCGGAGCUGCUGCGCCUGCGGGAAUGAUAGCCGAUCGCUUUGGUCCCACGAUCCCCAUCCUGUGUGGUUCAAUUGUUGAGGUGUUUGCCAUCUUCAUGGUUUCGCUUUGCAGAGAAUACUAUCAAUUCUUCCUAGCUCAAGGAGUCCUCUUACCCAUCGGCAUGUCGUUUAUCGCCAUCUCCACCUCCACCGUAGUACCUCAGUACUUCAUCCAGAAUCGCGGUCUGGCUCAGGGCGUCUCGAUUGGAGGCUCUUCAUUGGGUGGCAUACUCUGGCCAGUCGCGCUUGACCAGCUGCUCAAUCAUGAUGGCAUUGGCUUCGGCUGGUCGAUGCGGAUCGUAGGCUUCGUUCUUAUUCCACUACUGGCCCUAGCACUACUGUGCCUCCGAACGCCAAAGAAGACCCAAGGCGAUCACGAUGCUGAAGCAAACAAGGAGCGCAACAUCGAAGACAAGCCCAAGUCAAAGAAGAAGGACUACUCCAAGAUGAAACAGCCAGCUUUUAUCUUCAUGUGUCUGGGCCUCGCCACAGCAUAUUUCGGCUUCUUCGCGCCCUUAUUCUACGUCUCCGUUUACGCCACCCAUCUAGGACUCUCCGAAAACCUGGCCUUCUACCUCGUAUCCAUCCUAAACGGCGCUUCUUUAUUCGGACGAAUCAUGCCCGGGAUUUUCGCGGACAAGUAUGGCCACUUCAACAUCUUGACUUGCUCGGCCUUCUUUUCUGCCAUUGUCGUCUUCUGCUGGACCAAGGCUACUAGCAUCGCAGGUCUGGUUGUAUGGUCCAUCGCCUAUGGUUUUACAUCCGGUGCGAUUAUGAGUCUCCAGCUCGCGUGUGCUACUAUUGUUGCCGACGAACAGACUAGAGGUGCUGCCGUCGGUCUUGCGAUGGCUUCAGUAUCGCUGACUGCGCUCUUUGGAACCCCAAUCGCAGGCGAGCUCGUAGAGAAGGGUUAUCUUGCAUUAUCUGCCUUUGCCGGUGCAAUGCUCAUAGUCGGUGCCAUAUUGCUUGGGUGCGCGAGGUUCUCGAGGAACCAGAAGCCAUUUGCGAAGAUCUAG
Molecule: messenger RNA, 1221 nt
Organism: Pseudocercospora fijiensis CIRAD86
Lineage: Eukaryota; Fungi; Ascomycota; Dothideomycetes; Mycosphaerellales; Mycosphaerellaceae
Exons: 1
Coding region: 1-1221 (406 amino acids)
Biological process (GO): transmembrane transport
Cellular component (GO): fungal-type vacuole membrane
Molecular function (GO): transmembrane transporter activity
Source: RefSeq, a predicted model, not a curated record